Molecule: messenger RNA, 6235 nt
Organism: Oncorhynchus keta (chum salmon)
Lineage: Eukaryota; Metazoa; Chordata; Actinopteri; Salmoniformes; Salmonidae
Product: transmembrane channel-like protein 2-B
Exons: 19
Coding region: 97-3135 (1012 amino acids)
Biological process (GO): detection of mechanical stimulus involved in sensory perception of sound; vestibular reflex
Cellular component (GO): plasma membrane
Molecular function (GO): mechanosensitive monoatomic ion channel activity
Source: RefSeq, a predicted model, not a curated record
UGUGACAGCUGCCUGCUUACCUGAGAUCUACAUGGCCUGAGAGGGAGAGAGCAGGCUGAACUGAAGAGCUUAAUAAGAGGACAACACUGAGCCAAAAUGCCUCCUCGGAAGAAAACUGACAUUGCAAUUAAAAUGGAAGAGGUGGGAAUGGAUAUCGAUGGAGAGUUAGACAGUGGGCGUGAGGAUGAGGUCAGGUGGAGAGACAGAAACAGGAAAGUCAAACUUUCUCCACAAGCUGGGGGACGGAAUGGCAAACAGGCCACCAGCGAGGAGGAAGAGGAGGAGGAGGACGAGGCACAGAGGAAGAGGGCUCAUAAGAAAAAGGCCAAGGUCCAAGACAGCGAGGAAGAGGAUGAGGAAGAUGAGGCACAGAGGAAGAGGGCUCAUAAGAAGAAGGCCAAGGUCCAGGACAGCGAGGAAGAGGAUGAGGAAGAGGAGAAGAGCGUCAAGCGGAAAGGCCCAAAGGCUGCAGGCAGAAAUAAAAAGGCAGUCAAGCAGGUGAGUGAGGAGGAGAGUGAGGAGGAAGAACGAGGGAAGAAAAGGAAAGGCAGAAAAUCGACUAGCAAGAACCAGAAAGAAGGGCAGAAUAAGGAGAAGAAGAGCGAUGCUAAAGGGAAAAGUGACGCCAAAGGCAAAGGAGUGAAGGACAAAGGGAACGAGAAAGACAAGAAAAAGAAGAACGCAAAGUACAGCAGCUCUUCUUCUUCGGGCGAGUCAGAGGACGAGGAUUCUCUGUCAGAAGGGGAGAUUGCUGCUCAGAAGGAAGAGAUGGAGGAGAAGAAGAAGCUGAUCGCCACUCUAAGGAACAAACCGUGGCGCAUGAAGAGGAGGCUUAAACUCCUCAAGGAAUGCCAGGCGUUUGUGGAGAAGUUUGAAGGGGCUCUGGGAAAGGGCAAAGGGAGGAAGCUCUACGCCUACAAAGUCAUAAUGGCUAAGAAAAUGAUCAAGUUCAACCGUGACUUUGACAAUUUCAAAACAGCCUGUAUUCCAUGGGAAAGAAAGAUUAAAGAGGUUGAGAGUCACUUUGGGUCAUCUGUGGCUUCCUACUUCAUCUUCUUGCGGUGGAUGUACGGUCUAAACCUGGUCCUGUUUGGGUUAAUGUUUGGUCUUGUUGUUCUCCCAGAGGUGAUGAUGGGUCUUCCGCAUGGGUCUAUACCCAGGAAAACUGUUCCCAGAGCGCAGCAGGCCAAAGCCAUGGACUACUCCGUCCUACUUGAUUUUGGAGGCUACUGCAAGUACUCUGUUCUGUUCUAUGGCUACUACAAUGACGAACGUACCAUCGGACUCCUCCAGUUCAGACUGCCACUGUCCUACCUACUGGUUGGUGUUGGUAUCUUCGGCUAUAGCCUGAUGGUGGUCAUUAGAACGAUGGCCCGUAACUCGGAUGAGGGAGGAGAUGGUGGGGACGAUGGACAGUUUACAUUCACCUUUAAGAUGUUCACCAGCUGGGAUUACCUCAUUGGGAACCCAGAGACAGCUGACAACAAGUAUGCCUCCAUCACCACCAGCUUUAAGGAAUCCAUAGUAGACGAACAGGAGAACCAGAAGGAUGAGAACGUCCACUUGCGGAGGUUCCUGCGGGUUCUAGCCAAUCUUUUCAUUCUCUGCAGCCUGGGGGGCAGUGGCUUCCUCAUCUAUUUUGUGGUCAAGAGGUCUCAGGACUUUGCAAAACUAGAUCAGAAUACGCUCUCCUGGUAUGAAAAGAAUGAGGUGGAGGUUGUGAUGUCACUGCUGGGGCUGGUGUGCCCCCCUCUCUUUGAGACUAUCGCUGAGCUGGAGGAGUACCACCCUCGUAUUGCCCUCAAGUGGCAGCUGGGCCGCAUUUUUGCCCUGUUCCUUGGGAACCUCUACACCUUCCUGUUCGCCCUGUUUGAUGAUGUCAAUGAAAAGUUGGAACAAGAGAAGUACAUUAAGAAUGCCACUAUCUGGGGUCUGAAGGAGUACUAUGCCAACUACAGUACCUUCCACAACACUACUGACAUCCCCCCUCCGGAGAUCCCUCCUGCUGAUGUCAUCAGAGGGCCGUGCUGGGAGACCGACGUUGGCAUAGAGUUUGUGAAGCUCACCGUCUCUGACAUCCAGGUGACAUAUCUGACCAUCCUCAUUGGUGACUUCCUGCGAGCCGUGAUUGUGCGUUUCCUCAACUACUGCUGGUGCUGGGACCUGGAGGCUGGAUUUCCGUCUUAUGGAGAGUUUGACAUCAGCGGCAACGUGCUUGGAUUGAUCUUCAAUCAAGGAAUGAUUUGGAUGGGUGCGUUCUACGCCCCUGGCCUGGUAGGGCUGAACGUCCUGCGUCUCCUCUCCUCCAUGUACUACCAGUGUUGGGCCGUGAUGAGCUGUAACGUUCCCCAUGAGAGGGUCUUCAAGGCCUCCAAAUCCAACAACUUCUACAUGGGCCUCCUCCUCCUGGUGCUCUUCCUCAGCCUUCUGCCUGUGGUUUACACCAUAAUGACCCUGCCGCCCUCCUCUGACUGUGGCCCCUUCAGGUGUCUCUCAUGCACACACACACACACACACACGCACGCACACAUACACACUAGGCACACAUCUAAUGCUGGUCUCUUGUCUACUAGUGGAAGGGCGCAAAUGUAUGACAUUGUCAUGGAAACUAUAGAGAAGGACCUACCAGCGUUCAUUGGUAAUAUCUUCACCUACGCAACUAAUCCUGGGCUGAUCAUACCAGCUAUGCUGCUGAUGGUGUUGGCCAUCUACUAUCUGAAUGCGACCUCCAAAAACUAUCAAAAUGCCAACCUGGAACUGAAGAGGAAGAUGCAAAUGGCUAGAGAUGAGGAGAAGAACAGGAGGAACAACAAGGAGAGUACCAACCAGGUGAUGCAUGACCUGGUUGGCCUUCUUCCCAACCGUUCUCUAAUCCCCCCUCCUGCUGAAGAAGCACCCCCACCAGACAACAUGAGCGAGAAGGGCAGCAAAUUUCCCAAGGUGGCAAAACGUCCAGGAGCAGCUGACAAUGUCAAGGGGGUUAACCUUCAGAAGGAUGUUUCAUUGGCUGCACCAAACUCCCAAGCGGCUGUGACCCGCCCCCCAGGCCCAAGGGGGCCGCCUGGAAACGCCAGAGGACCACCCCCAGGGCCGGGAAGGGGCAGAGGGAGGGGUGCACCUCCUCCUAAAUGCUAAUUAGGUGAAAAACAGGGUGCUAAGAUGUCCACACCACCCUCACGACUCCUGUUGCGGGCCGGGAUAUCUUUCGUUCGCGCAGUGCACACCAGCCAAGUUCGCCAGGUGCAUAGUGUUUCCUCCGACACAUUGGUGCGGCUGGCUUCCGGGUUGGAUGUGCGCUGUGUUAAGAAGCAGUGCGGCUUGGUUGGGUUGUGUUUCGGAGGACGCAUGGCUUUCGACCUUCAUCUCUCCUGAGCCCGUACGGGAGUUGUAGCGAUGAGACAAGAUAGUAAUUACUAACAAUUGGAUACCACGAAAUUGGGGAGAAAAUGGGGUAAAAUUAAAUAAAAAAUAAAAAAUAUAUAUUUUGUGAAAGCAUGAUUUUCAGAAAUGUUAAUUUAAUUAAAUAUAACUGCAUCUGAACGAUUAUUUGUGAGUAAAAACUACAACAAUGGAAAUUGUUUAAUUUACACCAUAUUCAUAAUAUUUCUAUCAACUUAAGAAUUCUACGUUUUUGCAACAACUUGCCAUUUGGUUCCGUUUGUAGAGGAUUGUGGGGAAUUCAAAUUUGUUAGAAUUUAUAAUACUUUUACACAAUGUUGUAUGCGUGUUUGAAGUAUAUUUCUACAUUAGUGUUAAAGUUGAAACGCUCAAAUCAACAUGCAACAUUGAUUUACAUGGCGAUGUUGGGUAACCUUGUUGAACAUGAUGUUCUGAAAAUGCUUUUAGAACUUAAUAUUAUACUUUUUUCCCAACGCCUAGCACAAGGGCCGUUCCAUGUCAUUUCAGCAACACAUGACACCCACCAUCUCAGAUUGUCCUGUCGUUAGAAACAGAUAAGAUUAACAUUCCUGCAACAUUAUUUGGUUGAAAUAUAAUUAGAUCUCUGAGAAAUUAAGCUAAUUGAUUGCACCCAAAUUGGCCAUUUUAAUUGAUAGGAUUCAUAUAAUAUUCAAUAAAUAUAGUACCUUACACCCGAUUUGGACAAAUAAGUAAGACAUGAGGAAUCCAAAUAAAUUGUCAAAAGCCACCCACGCACCCUCCACACCAAUCCCACCCUAACAAUGAGUAUACAGUAUCAGUUCUCUAUGCCUGACAAGUAGUAUGGAGCUGCGGCUUGGAGUAUUGUUUCUUCAUCCUAUGUAAUGUUUUCUCUGUGAUUUUGGUUCUCUGUGAUUUUGAAGUUUUUUUCCCUUGUUUCCGAGAAAGUAGUAAUUGAAGUUGUUACAUCCUGAUUUUACCAGGUGCUGACCUAGGAGAGGCUAGCUAACGAGCUGGGCUAGAAACACCUGGCUAAACUAGUAUUCAGUUGAUGUUAGCUAGCUAUCUAGGUGUCUGUUCUAAAAGAGUUAGCUACAGACAUGUAGGGUUGUUAACAGUGCCCACUAAUAUCAAAUCAAUUGCAGCUAGUAAAUCCUGCACUGUAGCGAGCUAUUCCGGUAAUGUCACUAGCUAAUCACACAGCACAGUUGUUUAUCAAACAGCACAGUUGAUCUUUUUUUGUACAUUUAUAGUUCAUGCCAUGUUACCUGGCUAGACAUAAACAGAAUAGUCUUCUAAAAAGGCACUUAUUUUAAUAUUUGUUUUAUUAGUAUCCUUGAAAACAUUCUCAAGGCUACUAACGUGCAUUGUAACAUAAAUAUUAGUUUUCAGCAGUUGUAAAGGGUAAUGUUGUGGGGAAAUUCUUGCACAGGGACACUCAAAGUCAAUCUUAAAUUAAUCAUUAUUUAUUGUCAGCACACUGGAGAGGUUCCAACCAACUCAAUGAACCAUAGCACACAUGUCAAUCAGGAGCUCUUCAUCAGCAGACCCAGCAGUUGUUUUAUAUACGCUAUACACAGACAAGUUAUAUUUGCAUGAUUUAGCAUAAUUCAUUCAUCAAUACCGUUUUUUUUCAUUCAUGCGAUCGACCAAUUCUGUUUCAUAAUAUGUGACAGACCAACACCUCACGAGGCUUCUCCUCUCUAAGCUGAGACCUUGAAACUGAGAUAUCUUUCGUUUGUUCUCAAAACAAGAUCUGGGUGUACUGCCAAAUUUCAGCUGCUGAUAAGAUGAUUUGUUCAGUCAACCACUUGCAUGAACACAGAAAUUGGUUUAUAGAACAGAACAUGAAUAGAACACAGAAAUUGUAACGGCUUUCUUCCUGGGAAAGAGAGGACCAAAGCGCAGCGUGGUGAGUGUUAUAAUAUAAUAAUAUAUAUAUGCUAUUUAGCAGAGUGUUCAUCUUCUUUAAUAAUAAAUCCCAAUUGAACACUUCAAAUUACAAAACAACAAAUGUGAAAACCGAAAACAGUCCUAUCUGUUGCAUAGACACAAAGACAGGAAACAAUCACCCACAAACCCCAACACAAAACAAGCUACCUAAAUAUGGUUCCCAAUUAGAGAAAAUUAUUAACACCUGCCUCUGAUUGAGAACCAUAUCAGGCCAAAUACAGAAACAGACAAACUAGACACACAACAUAGAAUGCCCACCCAGCUCACGUCCUGACCAACACUAAAACAAGGAAAACACACAAGAACUAUGGUCAGAACGUGACAGAAAUUAGUUGUACAAAAGGCACAAACAUUAAAAUUCCCAUUACAUUCCAUCCUCUUAUCACUAUGUGCGAUAUUAAUAAUUACAUUUUAACCUAGUCAAAAUAUAAAACCCAGUUGUUUAACUUGCUCAUCAGCUCAGUGUUCCAUAUAAUGUGUACAGGUUAAGGGUUUAAAUGACCUUACCCUCAACUUGUUAAAAUAAAACAACCUUCAAUCAAUACUCAGUGUCCGCGUCUACAGGGGGAAAUGGGGGCUCAUCCAGAAUUGGCUUCUAACUGUUUCACCAUCCUCUGGAAGAGUAGAAAACAAGAUAGCUGCCAAAAUCCUAUCAGCCAGAGAGGCACAUAAACUUACAACAUGUUAAGGAGGUGCUACUCUCAGAUAGUAGCAUUGUUUGCUUUUGCCAAAAAGUCUUUAUGAAAUCUGACAUGUUGGCUGGAUUCACAACAAGUGUAGCUUUAAUUUUCUAUCUUACAUGUGUGAUUUCAUGAAAGUUUGAUCUUUAUAGUAAUUUAUUCGAAUUUGGCGCUCUGCAUUUUCCCUGGCUUUUGGCCAGGUGGGACGCUCGUGUCCCACAUAU